AUGCACAAUGCCUCCAAUGACUCCGUGCGAGUGGAGGACUGCGAGAGUCGUCAGUGGCUUCCCUCGGGCGAAAGUCCAGCUAUCAGCUCGGUGAUGUUCUCGGCUGGGGUUGUGGGGAACCUUAUCGCGCUGGCGCUGCUAGCGCGCCGUUGGCGCGGGGACACGGGAUGCAGUGCGGGCAGCAGAACCUCCAUCUCCUUGUUCCACGUGCUAGUGACAGAGCUGGUGCUCACCGACCUGCUUGGGACCUGCCUCAUCAGCCCCGUGGUGCUAGCUUCCUAUGCGCGGAACCAGACCCUGGUGGCCCUGGCUCCCAAAAGCCGCGUUUGUACCUAUUUCGCCUUCACUAUGACCUUCUUCAGUCUGGCCACGAUGCUCAUGCUCUUCGCCAUGGCCCUGGAGCGCUACCUCUCCAUCGGGCACCCUUACUUCUACCGACGUCGUUUCUCGCGUCGCGGGGGCCUGGCGGUACUGCCCGCCAUCUACGCGGUCUCCUUGCUCUUCUGUUCCCUGCCGCUGCUCAACUACGGGGAGUACGUCCAAUACUGUCCCGGGACGUGGUGCUUUAUCCGGCACGGGCGGACUGCAUACCUGCAGCUGUACGCCACGGUGCUGUUGCUGCUCAUCUUGGCGGUGCUCGCCUGCAACUUCAGCGUCAUCCUUAAUCUCGUCCGUAUGCACCGUCGGAGCAAAAGAAGCCGCUGUGGAUCAUCCAGCGGUGGCCCGGGGGGUCCUGGGUCACGCAGGAGAGGAGAAAGGACUUCGAUGGCAGAGGAGGCGGACCACCUCAUUCUCCUGGCCAUUAUGACCAUCACCUUCGCCAUCUGCUCCUUGCCUUUCACAAUCUUUGCUUAUAUGAAUGAAACCUCUUCCCGAAAGGAAAAGUUGGACCUCCAAGCUCUUAGAUUUUUAUCAAUCAACUCUAUAAUUGACCCUUGGGUCUUUGCCAUCCUUAGGCCACCGGUCCUGAGACUAAUGCGUUCAGUCCUCUGUUUUCGGACUUCAGUGAGAACGCAAGAAGCUUCACGGACUUCUUGUUCUACCCAGUCCAGUUCCAGCAAACAGACUGACCUUUGUGGACAGUUGUGA
Cricetulus griseus (Chinese hamster) is the source of this 1089-nucleotide messenger RNA. Lineage: Eukaryota; Metazoa; Chordata; Mammalia; Rodentia; Cricetidae. The record is from RefSeq and is a predicted model, not a curated record.